Messenger RNA from Vicia villosa (hairy vetch), 864 nucleotides. RefSeq lists its product as uncharacterized. The transcript has 2 exons. Lineage: Eukaryota; Viridiplantae; Streptophyta; Magnoliopsida; Fabales; Fabaceae. Bases 1 to 864 code for a protein of 287 amino acids. The record is from RefSeq and is a predicted model, not a curated record.
AUGGAUGUGGGGAAACAACAGGUUCUUAUGGAUCUGUAUAAUCCACCACUUCACAUGAGAAAUGUCAGCUUAGAUGAUGAAGAUGAUGGUUCAAUAUUUGAAACACCACUGCCAAUGCAAAUUGAAGGUGGUUUAUUUGGAAUGAAAUUCGCAAGUAAAGAGGAGUGUAUGUUUGCUAUUGCUCAGUACCACAUCAAACACUCUCUUGAUUAUGAUGUUUAUAAGUCUGAUUCUAAAAGAUAUAUAGUCAAGUGUAAGAAUGACGAUUGCACGUUCAGAUGUAGAGGUUCUUUGGGGAAAAAAAGUGGUACGUGGAUGAUCACAAAGGUAAGUGGACAACACACAUGCACUUCGGUUGCAAUUACUCAGGACCAUCGGAAACUAAACUCAAACAUCAUCAGUGAUAGCAUCAAACGUCUCAUACAAGAGGAUGCCUCGUUGAAGGUUAAACACAUUAUUGCUCAUAUUUGUGAGAAAUUCAACUACACGAUUUCUUACAAAAAAGCAUGGAUUGCGAAGAACAAGGCAAUAGCAUCUACCUAUGGUAAUUGGGAGACUUCCUACAACGACCUUCCGCAGUGGUUAUUGGUCAUGAAGCAUUAUUUUCCAGGUGUCGCAAUCGAUCUAGAGACCCUACCGGCAUUAUCAGAUGAUGGGACACAAAUUGAUGGUUGUAGAAUUUUCCAUCGUCUAUUUUGGGCCUUCCAGCCAUGUAUCAAGGGUUUCGCUUACUGCAAACCCGUUGUUCAAGUUGAUGGGACAUGGUUGUACGGAAAAUUCAAGGGAACCCUGUUACUAGCUGUUGCACAAGAUGGAAACACGAACAUCUUUCCAAUAGCUUUUGCAUUGACAUGUGUCCAUUAA